CCGUUGGUCCCCCUCUAGCACUGAAUCACUGUUCAGAUACAAGACGACAGAGUCUGAUUAUGUAGCAGAGUAACGCUAAAUGUUAGCUGAUAAUUACUUUUCUUCGUUUAUAACAUUAAAAAUGGUGUGAGAAUGGCAAAGCGACCGGGGACUGAUGACGAGAUGCUGACCUCACCAACCAUUCUCCUGAAUUUCUCCGUGGAUUUGAACACUGGAGACAUGGACUGCAGCGACGGAGCCGAGGACGUCUCCCUAGAAGAAAUCCUCACCCUGUACAGCCAGCCUAUAAACGAGGAGCAGGCAUGGGCAGUUUGCUAUCAGUGUUGUCGGACUUUAGCGCAGAAACAUCGGAGGAGAGGCUCCAGGUUGGCGGGUGCCUCAGCAGUGGACUAUCCGAGGAGGAUUGAGGGACCCGGGAAUGUGAGGAUCGGGCGAGACGGGACUGUCAGACUGCACUUUGAAGACAGCACAGAUAAAUACCAGUCAGCUUCCACGUCAUUAGAGGUUAUUGACUCAUUGGGAGUCAUGAUCUACAAAGCUUUGGAUUAUGGCCUCAAAGAAAAUGAAGAGCGAGAGCUCAGCCCUCCUCUGGAACGCCUGAUUGACAUGAUGACCAACACUGAAGAAACAGAGAGCGACCCCUGUCCUGAUGAGGGUUAUGAGGCCACAGAGGAAGAGGAUGAGUGUGAGGAAGAAGAGGGGGAAGAGGAGCUUGUGUCCGUGGCUUCGGCUGGCACAAUCAGCAGCAUCCAGAGCUAUCGAGACAUCAUCAUGAUAUGCUCUUCUCACCUACCCAGCCCUUCAGAUGCCCCUAACCAUUACCAGGCUGUGUGUCGGGCUCUCUAUGCUGAAAGCAGAGAACUCUGCACUUUUCUGGAGAAGAUCAAGAGUGCAAAGGAGAACCUUCGGAAGAUGGAAGGUGAUACGCCGGGAGAACCUGUUAAAGACCUCAAUGAGCUUCAAAAUGCAGACUGGGCACGUUUCUGGGUGCAGGUGAUGCGAGAUCUACGAAAUGGUGUAAAGUUGAAGAAGGUUCAGGAGCGGCAAUACAACCCUCUGCCCAUAGAAUAUCAGCUCACACCAUAUGAAAUGCUCAUGGAUGACAUCCGCUCCAAACGUUACAAGCUACGAAAAGUCAUGGUGAAUGGAGACAUCCCUCCACGGUUAAAGAAGAGUGCCCAUGAGGUCAUUCUUGAAUUCAUCAGAUCCCGACCUCCUCUAAAUCCUGUGUCCGCCCGUAAACUGAAACCCCAUCCGCCUCGCCCCCGGAGCCUCCACGAGCGACUGCUGGAGGACAUCAAAGCUGAGAGGAAGCUCAGACCAGUUUCGCCAGAUAUGAUCCGCAGAAAUCGACUUGGUGCAGGGAAAAGCUUCAGCACCCCUCAGGACUUGUUUCGCAGUUCAGACACUCCUGAUGCACAAAGGAAGUUGACUGGCAGCACUCAGUCUCUGUCCAGUGGAACGACCGGACCCAAUCAGGGAGGGCCGCCACUGAGCCAGAGGAAGAGGCUGCUCAAAGCGCCCACACUGGCCGAGCUGGAGAGUUCUGAAUCUGAUGAGGAACCCACAAGGAGCAGCUCUAGUAGGUCCACAUCUUUAAUAGAAGACACAUCUCCUGAAUCCGUUGUGGCGAAGAAGGCUGCUCCAAAGUUUCUGCCCAUGUCUGCCACCCCCCAGCCAGACAAGCGUCAGUCUCCACAGAGGCGGCACUCUAUCGAGAAAGAGGCCCCCACCUUUGUUCGCCCUUUUGUACCACCAUCCAGACAGACCUCCAAGUCUUUGCUGACAGGGGAUCCCAGUGCUAAGGUGGAAGCCGGCAGUGCUGCUAAGGGCACGGAGGAGUUUUGUUAUCCAGUGGAGUGUCUGGCUCUGACGGUGGAGGAGGUGAUGCACAUCAGGCAGGUUCUCGUCAAAGCCGAGCUGGAGAAGUUUCAGCAGUACAAAGAUAUCUACAACGCUCUCAAGAAAGGAAAGCUUUGCUUUUCAUGUCGAACCAAAAAGUUUUCCCUCUUCACUUGGUCCUACACCUGCCAGUUCUGCAAAAGGCCAGUGUGCUCCCAGUGCUCUAAAAAGAUGCGGCUGCCGUCUAAGCCCUAUUCCACUUUACCCAUCUACUCUUUGGGUCCCAGUGCCAUGGCUAAAGAAGACACUGGCACAGCGUCUGCUCCAGCUGAACCAGAGAAACACCAAUCUGGGUCUGGGCACAGCCGACACAGCCUACGUAGAAGUUAUUACAAGUUCUCCAAGCACAGCAGCAGCAGCAAAGAUGGGCGGUCCGAGGACGAGCCAGAGCUGCCCAAAGAGCUGACGGAAGACUGGGUCACCAUGGAGGUCUGUGUAGACUGUAAAAAGUUCAUCACGGAGAUCAUCUCCUCCAGCAAGCGCAGCCUCUGCGUGGCCACGAAGCGGGCCCGUCUCAACCGCAAAACCCAAUCUUUCUACAUGUCAUCAUCCAGCUCAAUCAACUUCCGGCCCUCGGAGCGCACCAUCAAUGAGGUGUAGAACGUAGGACCACCCUGUGCACUUUGAUUAAAGCCUCUCCCAGAGCUUAGUCUUUUCAGUGAAGAUAUCCUACCAGCUUGGAUGUAGACUGCUUCACAGCAAAGGUUAGGCAAAAGUUAAAAGCUGACAUGAAAGUCCAUCUCAUCCUAAAGUUAAAAAAAAGAAUCCCCUCUCAGGAAACGUUAUUGUCAAAACUCAUGAAGCUGCCACUUUCCUGCUGGUGGCAACAGCAAUUCAGGGUAUGUUGGAUAAAAUAAGCUGCUCGCCCUUGUGAACUGAGUAAGGGUAUUUGUUUGACAUGAACACGGGAUUAGAUUAUACAAAAAAGCCAAACGUGUUCGUAAUGUGUAAAUAGUGCAAGGGCCCAACUAAUGUUAGCUAUCAAAAGGUUCUCCAGUUCCUGUUUACUUGUAGCACUCAGGAAGAAUAAAUAACCGACAGAAAUGCACUGUAGAGCCUCCUGUCAGGUCUCUGUCUGUCCCCUGCCCCUCUCUUAUCCUUCCAGCAACAAUUAUGCCAAAUGUUAGAUCUAUAACUUCUUAGCCACAUUGAAUGCAUCUAUGCUACUUUCUCACAUUGCUGAGACAUGUUGAGUUGAGAUGGUCUAAUUAUUUUUCUGGGUGGGUUUUAGUUUUUGAUUUAAAAUGUAUAUUCAGUCCUGUGCCUGGUGCCAAAAUGUAAUUUAUAUAUCUGAAUGCCUUUGUAGUUAUAGAGCUAUUGUACAUAUGUGUGAUUUAACUAAAUGGGGAAAAAUUUAGGGUUAUCUGAAGUAAUUCUGCCCCCUCUGUGCUCCAAAGUGGACAGCAGAAGCACAGACAUGAAGGGUUUGUGAAUGUGUACAUGCUGUAAAUCUUAAUUAUUCCAAAAUUAAAUUUAAUAUAAAAAAAAACUAAAAGUCAAAGUAUAAUUUAACCACAAUUGAAGAAUUCUGCCUCUAGAGUGAAAACUUUAUUAUUAGUAUUAUGUUUAUGUUAAAGUACUUUCAAAGAUUUGAUUUAAGUUUGUAUAGUUUGUAUGCUCCUCAGUGUUAACAUGCCUAUCACAAAUAGCACUUUUAUUGGACCAAUUUAAUGUUUAUGUUGAGAUUUUUGUCUUAAUAAUAGUAAUAAUUAAAACAUUUGCUUGCCAGUGCCAUUUUUCCAGGGUUCUCCAUGAUUUAGAUUGUGAAUGGCAGGUGGUUGUUUUAAAGGAAGUAAUUACUUAAAAUGUUCAUCAGAAUUGAAUGUAGACAAUUUAAGAGUAGAAUUGUCAUUGAUUAUACUUUAUGAACUCUUUAUCCCUCUCAAGUGAUCCCCCUCUUCUCUUUAUCACAGCGUGUUUUCUGACAGAUGUUACCAAGUGACCAUAAAACCUAACCAGCUUGUUUAAUAAUGACGCCAUGUUCCACUGAAACAGUCCAUCUGACCAGUUUUAUUUUAGAUCUCUGUAAGGAAUGUGUGCAUGCUGUACUGUGGUCUGUUUGUUUUUAUCAAGGAAAUUAUAAUAAAAUCAGGAUUCUUACAUUAGA
Melanotaenia boesemani (Boeseman's rainbowfish) is the source of this 4009-nucleotide messenger RNA. It is a transcript of the gene spire1a, whose product is annotated as spire-type actin nucleation factor 1a. Gene Ontology annotation, biological process: actin filament network formation; actin filament polymerization; Golgi vesicle transport. The transcript has 19 exons. Gene Ontology annotation, molecular function: actin binding. Gene Ontology annotation, cellular component: cytoplasmic vesicle membrane; cell cortex. The record is from RefSeq and is a predicted model, not a curated record. Bases 133 to 2502 code for a protein of 789 amino acids. NCBI's taxonomy places the organism in Eukaryota, Metazoa, Chordata, Actinopteri, Atheriniformes, Melanotaeniidae.